Messenger RNA from Cricetulus griseus (Chinese hamster), 597 nucleotides. NCBI's taxonomy places the organism in Eukaryota, Metazoa, Chordata, Mammalia, Rodentia, Cricetidae. The record is from RefSeq and is a predicted model, not a curated record.
AUGAAUCUCAACUUCACCUCUCCUCUCCAUCCGGCAUCUUCUCAGAGGCCCACGUCGUUUUUCAUAGAGGACAUUCUGCUACACAAGCCUAAGCCGCUGAGAGAGGUGGCCCCUGACCACUUUGCCAGCUCUCUGGCCUCUAGGGUGCCUUUGCUAGACUAUGGCUACCCCCUUAUGCCCACGCCCACCCUCCUCACCCCUCAUGCCCAUCACCCUCUGCAUAAGGGGGACCACCAUCAUCCUUAUUUCCUGACCACCUCUGGGGUGCCGGUGCCAGCGCUGUUCCCACACCCGCAGCAUGCAGAGCUGCCGGGGAAACACUGCCGCCGCCGCAAAGCUCGCACGGUGUUUUCUGACUCACAGCUCUCCGGCCUGGAGAAAAGGUUCGAAAUCCAGCGCUACCUGUCGACUCCAGAACGCGUGGAACUGGCCACAGCCCUCAGCCUCUCCGAGACUCAGGUGAAAACGUGGUUCCAGAACAGGCGGAUGAAGCAUAAAAAGCAGCUGAGGAAAACUCAAGACGAACCCAAAGCCGCAGACGGGCCUGAGAGCACUGAGGGCAGCCCUCGUGCCCCAGAGGCCGCGGAAAAAGUCUGA